AAGUACUGCUCUACUGUAGAUUACGGAAUUUUAAUGAAACAAUAUUUUACGUGUUCGAAAAAAUGAGAUAUUUAUUAAAUUUCUACUGUUUGUAAACAUUUGUAAAUAUGUACAGUGCUUCUCGCAUGUUUAACGUUUUAUAUAGUAAAGAAACUUUAAAAUGUUUUGGACAGAAUUUGAUAACUACUACAGACAUUCGAUCCAAUUCGAUCUGACAGUUUGUUUAAUGUACACGUCAUAACUAUCGUGGAUAUUAAAGGACGAAUAAAAAUAUUUAUUAAAAAAUAUGGAACCGUUGUAUCAUCAGACGAACAAAUUGGUUCAGGAAACUCAACACCUUUUCUCACAGCUUGAGAAAACAUCGCCUAACCUAGACAUCAAGGAAAUAGAAAACACCAUAGAAUCAAAAAUAGAUCUCAUCAACAGUAAUUGCGAAAGGUUAGAUGUACUCUGCCUGAAAGGUCCUAUAUUUCAAAGGCAAAAUGCUAAGAUGCGAGUAGACCAAUUAAAAUAUGACAGUCGUCACCUUACCGCUGCUUUAAAUUCCUGGCGGCACAAAAUUAUGAGAAAGCAGAGAGAAGAAGCUGAAAGAGAGGCCUUAUUAUCUACAACAUUCACUCCUAAUGAUCAUGUUGAUAUUAUGAUAGAUCACAAUGCCCAACACAACUCUAGUUUGAGAAAUGCACUUCAUGGAGUUGACGACCUUCUUCAAAGCGGAAGUAAUAUAUUAGAUAAUUUAAGAACACAACGAAUAUCUUUAAAAGGGGCUCAUAAGCGAUUGAUAGAUAUCGGAAAUACAUUAGGGCUUUCAAACACUACAAUGAGACUAAUUGAGAAACGAGCAAGGCAAGAUGGAUUUAUUUUAGUUGGGGGGAUGGUAUUCACAUGUAUUGUUAUAGUUUUAGUUAUAAUUUAUCUUACAUAGAAGCAAAUUCCUCUAUUUUUAAAUAUACACAAGGUGAUGUAAUUACCAGUAAAAUAAUUAAGGUGUCUCUCUUGCAUGUGUAACAAACUAUUACCUUCUUUAAAGCUGUAUAGAAUAAAAUUACCCUGCAGGAGAGAUAUUCAAAGUAUUUGAACUAUUAAAUAAUAUGUAAUGCUUCAUGCUUGCAAAUUUUGUGAAAUUGAAGUUUACAACAGUUAUGUAUUGUAAGCUGAAAGAAAUUUGUACAUAAUAAAAUAUAA
Molecule: messenger RNA, 1185 nt
Organism: Hylaeus anthracinus
Lineage: Eukaryota; Metazoa; Arthropoda; Insecta; Hymenoptera; Colletidae
Gene: Membrin
Product: Golgi SNAP receptor complex member 2
Exons: 2
Coding region: 287-925 (212 amino acids)
Biological process (GO): vesicle fusion; vesicle-mediated transport
Cellular component (GO): late endosome membrane; Golgi apparatus; SNARE complex
Molecular function (GO): SNAP receptor activity; SNARE binding
Source: RefSeq, a predicted model, not a curated record